GAUACUUGGGGGAUUUUUGUAUUCCCAUUAUUUUGUGAUCGACGUCUAGUUCUUGUACCUAUCACGGAAGCAUAGUUAUUAGGUUCAAAAUGGCUUGCAGAUCAGCACUCAGACCAUUAACCAGGUCUGCCAGAACUCAAUUCGUUUCGAGAUGUUUUUCAACUUCGAGUACAAUACGUCAAGCAGAUCCAUCCUCCACACAAACAUCAUCUGCAGGUGCAUCGAAUAGCGACAAUGGACGAACCACACAUUUCGGAUAUCAAACUGUGCCAGAGGCGGAGAAGGAAGCAAGAGUUGCGGGAGUCUUCAGUAAUGUUGCAGCCUCGUACGAUACCAUGAAUGACUUUAUGUCAUUGGGGAUCCAUAGACUAUGGAAAGACCACUUCGUCCGCUCUAUAAACCCCGGUUUCACCCCCCCUACCUCCUCCACUUCUACCUCCUCCCCCCAAGGCUGGAAAAUGCUCGACAUAGCCGGCGGCACCGGAGACAUCGCCUUCCGUCUCCUUGACCACGCAACCAACAUCAACAAAUCCCCCUCCUCCAGCAUAACCAUAUCCGACAUCAAUCCCGAGAUGCUUGCCGAAGGACGCAAACGCUCGCUCCAAACCUCCUACGCCCAUUCCCCCCGUCUCAAUUUCCUCCUCGCAAAUGCCGAGUCUCUCCCCAUGGUCCCCUCGAAUUCUCUCGAUCUCUACACCGUUGCCUUCGGAAUCCGCAAUUUCACAAAUAAAGAUGCUGCGUUGCGGGAAGCGCACCGUGUUUUGAAACCCGGUGGGCUUUUCGCUUGUUUGGAAUUCUCGGAUGUGACGAAUCCGUUGUUUAAUGCGAUUUAUAAACAAUGGAGUUUCUCAGCGAUACCAUUGAUUGGCCAAUUGGUGGCGGGAGAUAGAGAUAGUUAUCAGUACUUGGUGGAGAGUAUUGAGAAGUUUCCCAAGCAGGAGGAAUUCAGGGAUAUGAUUAAGGAAGCUGGAUUUGUGGUCCCUGGAAAAGGAUGGGAGGACUUGACAGGUGGAAUUGCAGCAAUCCAUAAGGGUAUUAAACCUCUGGAGAAGUAGCUUGGGGGAAUAUCUUGUUUGCUAGACAUCCGCCUUAUUAAUGCGUUGUCUAUAUGAGCUUGAAUCAGUCCGACUUUCAAGUAAACUACGUUUGAAGAUCUGUAAAACCAGCAUGUAAAAUGUAUAUAUACACGUUAUUGUACGAUACCAUAAACUCCAAAUAUCACAAUGAAGAUUCUGUAACUGGAACA
Molecule: messenger RNA, 1246 nt
Organism: Botrytis cinerea B05.10
Lineage: Eukaryota; Fungi; Ascomycota; Leotiomycetes; Helotiales; Sclerotiniaceae
Gene: Bccoq5
Product: Bccoq5
Exons: 3
Coding region: 90-1055 (321 amino acids)
Biological process (GO): ubiquinone biosynthetic process
Molecular function (GO): methyltransferase activity
Source: RefSeq, a predicted model, not a curated record